Mizuhopecten yessoensis (Yesso scallop) is the source of this 4077-nucleotide messenger RNA. RefSeq lists its product as uncharacterized. The record is from RefSeq and is a predicted model, not a curated record. Bases 599 to 2302 code for a protein of 567 amino acids. NCBI's taxonomy places the organism in Eukaryota, Metazoa, Mollusca, Bivalvia, Pectinida, Pectinidae. The transcript has 3 exons.
CUACAGAAAAUGUAAGUGUGAGUCGAUCGACUGGUACAAACAUAUGUAAAUAUGGUCCUAAACAAAACUGAGACAAGUAAAAACCGUACAGGUUUAUCAAGGUACGUUGGGUCGAUCGUUGGGUUGAAGAUAAGCGACCUAUUGAAUUGGUCGAUGAGACAUCACGUACAUUGACUCCGCAUCGAUAUAGACUCUAGCAGUGAUGCAUUUGCCUACAGUGAAAAUCGGAUCGGACGAUGGACCCAGGUGAUUUGUUCCGCUGAACAACAAGCUGCAGGCCAACGGGAUUGUACGGAUAUCUUCGUAAAAUGCCGGGAAUAUAAACAACGCCAUGUGUUAUAAAACACCACCUCUUGGUUUUCAUCAGUUUCAGUUUUAAGAAAGAGUGAAAUAAUCUAUUUCAUUGCCUGAUGUCGUAGAUCGUGAGAAAUAAUCUAUUUCAUUGCCUGAUGUCGUAGAUCGUGAGAAAUAUUCUAUUUCAUUGUCUGAUGUCGUAAAUCGUGAGAAAUAAUCUAUUUCAUUGCCUGAUGUCGUAGAUCGUGAGAAACAAUCUAUUUAAUUGCCUGAUAUCGUAGAUCGUGAGAAAUAAUCUGGGAAAAUGAGGGCAAGUAGAUUCAGAUGGCGUCGCUUUUUCUUUCUUUCUAUUGGUUUGUUUCUUUUGAGUGUCUUCAUGUUUUAUCAGUCCUUGUCGAUCGAGGGUGUCACGUGCUUGGACCGGUUUGUCUCGCCGAGGAUAACAAUGGACCUUGACGAUCAAUUGGUUGCUGGACACGGCGUAAGGAAAACAGCUAGCACAAUUCGAAAAUUUGUAGAUAACAAAUUAAUUUCAAGUUUUGAAUCGGAUCUAGAGGGAAACAUUAUUCCUAAUAGCAUUCAUUAUGUGUGGUGCCAUAAUCGUAGUCUCCAUUUUGAAAAUUAUCUGAGCAUCUUAAGUGCCUGGAAGGUUAUGCAACCUGACAUUAUUGAAUUACAUACAAAGUAUGAUAUACAUGGUGGGGCGGAUAAAUAUAAUUUCUGGCUUGAGGAUCUCAAAAAAACUAUCCCUGGUUUCGUUGUGAAGGCGAUGCCUAACUACAACAAUGAUCCAGCUUGUGGUGUUUGGUAUGGUAUCGAUGUCCUGAUGGAUCGUGGUGGAAUAUACUUCAGUGAAAAUCUAUUUCUGAUGCAAUCGUUGCGUCAUUUACGACGCCAAGAGUCAUCGGUGGGUGUUACCGAUGGUGAUUGGACAGUCAGUCACGUGAUGUCUGUUGACCAUAACCGUCACGCGCUAGUGACUUUAAAGCAAUUGUUGACAAUGAAAAAUACAGAAGAUGCAGACAAUAUCAUUCCAGAUCAUUAUUCUCACUGUGAACAAUUAGGAAGCGAUUUAACAAUUGUAUACGAAAAUACGACAUGUAUUGAAAUACCAGCUUUAUAUCCAAAGGAUAUUAUGUAUUCAAACACUUCAUUUGCAUAUAAUGUUAGGCUAAUACUUUAUGGUGAAUCGGCAAUUGUUGCACCUAAGGCAAAUCUGCCAGGUGUAAUACCAAAAAUCAUUCACCUUGUUUGGUUCAACAGAAAAACCAUGGAUUUUAUGAUGUAUCUAAGCUUACGGAGUGCUCUUACAUUUUUGAAACCAGAUAAAGUAUAUAUCCAUGGCGACAAACUACUGGAAGGAAGAUACAUGGACAAAUUCAAAAAGGAUCCAAGGAUUAUUAUGGUUUAUAGGGAAGUUCCGAGAUAUGUUUUCGGAAAAGAUGUGCUUUAUACACAGCACAAAAGUGAUAUAAUACGAGCAGAUGUUUUGUUAAAAUACGGUGGGAUCUAUAUGGAUUGGGACGUUCUCUGGCUUCGUCCUAUCGACGAUCUGAUUCAAACCGGAUAUGACGCCAUAGUCAACUUUGAUCACAUGCCAUGGCCUGAUUUUCCAGAUGCGUUCAAUUUGGGCGUUCUUAUGGCAAAGCCGGGGUCAGAGUUUAUCAAAAGAUGGCAAGCGGCCUUAGUGGAUUACAGAUCGUGGGAUUUCUUUUACAACGCCAUUUUGUUGCCUUACAAGAUAUACGAACGCCAUCCUCACAGUGUACACAUAGAGAAACACUUACAAGUCAUGUGUUAUCAACUUAAGUGUCAUCCUACAUUUCAACCCGGAUACAAGAAUUUCAACCGCGAGCAGGACUUUAAUUGGAAGAUGGAUACUUACUCCGUCCACUUCACAUUUCCGGACCCACCAGCCUUGACCAACGCCUCCACGCUACGAAAAAGUCACGGAAUGUUUGCAGACAUUGGCCAAUACAUCCUAGACCAGCCUUAUGAGUUUGAUUAAAAACACGCUUCAUCCGGAUUUUUUGUUUUCCCCGAUGUCGGUGUUUUGAUGGCAAUCAUAUAUUGUUUGAGAUUAUUUUUGAACUUUGUAUUUCCGAACAUAUUCUAUCACAUGACUAUAGUGUUAUUUAGUGCAUACACAUAUGUCUUAUGUUUGCGUGUGUACCUAUCUGAUAUAACCCAUUGUAAUGUUGUCAAAUUAUAAUUAAAUUAUACACCGAGAGUCACAUACUCCCGGUGUAUAUAAUGGCGUCACAAUGCAAACGAUAGCUGCUCUUGUGAUAAAAAAAAAUGGCCUUUAAUUCUUUAUUUUAGACAAAGAAUCUCCAGAGCUUGAUUCUUGAAUACCUGGAGGUUCAAUAUUUCCUUGUCAAAUGCUAUUUAAAAUGACGUCAUUCAAUUGUUUUCAUUAUGACGUCGUAUGCACGUGUAGCUUGUCUCGUCAUCACUUGUUUGGCACAUCUGGCGACCAGGCCAGCAGUGGUAAUUGCACGUUCAAUCUGAAUAAUGCAUCAAUUAUUGUAAACUUUCUUAGUUAGAUUGCCUUUGAGGUGCUACAUUUUUUUGUAUAUACGGAGUGAUUUAAUUUUUAUGCACAUGAUGUAUGAACCAUGUAUAUAUUAUUAUUAUGAUAUUUACAUUUUUGAAAAAAAUACAACGAAUACUCAUUUCACCGGUAUUUUUCACAUGUGGGAAACGCAAUAUAAUGAUGACUUUUUAUUAAAGUUUUGUUUCCAGUGUUUCCAGUGUUUCCAGACAGUAACUAUAAAAGGACUCUCCGAAAACAAUUGCAUUUGGAGUUUGAAUUAUGGUCCAAUAAUGAAGGUGUUUUCUGAACAAAUGUACCCUCCAGAGCCGACCUCACUUUAAAGCUACAGUAGAAAAAUAUAAGCGAAUAUACAUAUUAUUUUAGUCAAUCAGUUCUCAUAAUACUGCUUCCGGUGCAAGAUAAACGUAACACAUGCAUAGGUAAUUGCACCGAAACAAAUUUGGUCAAAACCACAAUAUGCGAAAAAUGAAAUACAGAAUUGUACACUACAUCAUACAGCUGUUUUGUCCUUCCAGGUUAAUAAAACCACUUAUUCUUAAGAAUUUCAAAAUUUUGAAAGUAUAGGUUAAUUUGAAGCAGAAGAAUACUGUCAUAAUAUAUUUAUUGUAUUGGGAAAUUAUAGUUAUAGUGAAAUCUCGUUUGUAUGCCACCUAGUCCCUUAUUGCCAGCAUUUUACAAGGUCCCCGCUACUUUUCAUCUGAACGAUUCCCCUUAAAAGCUUCCCUCAAUAUAGCGCCACACCUCUUAAUAAGCUUAAAAAACAAAUGACGCAAUUGUUGAAAACUCCAUUACUUUAAAAAUCAGAAACAUUCUGAAAGAUUUCAGCUAUUUUGGUACUUCGUCUCUUUAGAAUUCCUUGUUGAUAUACACAAGUACUCGAUCCUUAAGUAUAAGGAUAAAAAAGUCGAAAAUAAAAUAAAAUAUAGUCAAGCUAACAAGACAUUGAACAUUCGGUUCCUGACAGUUAAUUUGUAUUGAAAUGUUACUGUAUUGAUUGCUGUAUUGAUUAUAACUUUGCUAUUCCGCUUGUAUCAAAGUUAGUUCGGGAUUCCUUGGGCUUUUUUUAAUUGAUAUUUAUAUGCAUUUAUAGAUUAUACAGUCUGCAUAUUGUCAAAACUUCUUGUUUCGAUUUGUUUAUUUACUGGAUAAAGUCGAAAUGAUUUCAAGGUAUAAAUUCACGUAUAUCAUAUUUGUCAUAAUCAGUCAUAUAAUGAAGAAAUACAGUA